GCUUCUCUCUGCUACGUAGUUCUAAAUGGCGACGCGAAUCAGCUUGAUUUUGGUAUUUUCGGUACUCGCGCGAGAGUCGCGAAAGCUCCAGAGCGUGAUUGCGUUAAAUGGUGGCAGUAUUGAUCUUUUUCGGAAUCAAAAGGUAUACGCCAAUAAAGAAAGAAGACGAAGAAGAUCGAUCUCAGUAUUCAGUCGCUCCAAAACUAUGUGGUAUUACCACGUGACUUUCCUAACCUUACAUGUUGACAAUGCAUAACCAAGAAAAAAGGGAAUCGAAUUGAUAAAGAAAACAUUGUUAAUAAGUGUCUUGAAAAAUACUGAAGUACGUACUGUACGAAAGAAUAGAAUAAUUUAAUAAAUACCGGAAUUGAAGAGAGAUUUCUAUCUAAUGGCCGAGAUGUCGAAUACAACAAUAAAUGGAUAGGAAACUGAAGAAAGUCCGUGUGAAAACAACUGGCCAAACCAGUUGAAGUCAGAGAUUAUUGACGAGAUGAAGGAUCGUAUUGAACACGGUACACCUAAGAAGGUGGAUAAACCAACAGAUUCUUAUAAUACAAACAAAACUACAUGGGUUAAUACAAUCGACUGUGCAAACGAAAAUAUUAAUAGUCCUCAGAAGGACAAAUACUUGGUUGAUCACGAGAACUUGUUGACGAGUCCGAAAAGAUGGAAUAAAUCUGUGGAUACGUGUCCACAGAGAGAAAGAACGAUUAGUACAAACAUUGAUUACGAUACAUUCCAAUUAGAAUUAUCCAGUAUGGAAAAGUCUAACUUUGACACUAUUUACCUGUUGCAUAACUCCAAUUCUGCAAUAAAAUUUGAAGAUACUAACGAUAUUUUAUCCACGAUGAUGGAUGUCGAUACGAUGCAGGAGAAUGAUAGUCUGUUGGGAGCGAACAAGGAUCCAGCGACAGAUCCCCUUUCUAUUAGUGAUUGUGAUAAGAAAGAUCCUGAUACAGCUAUAGAUUCGGAUUCAAAGUUGAGCAGAAAACGUAAAAUCAGCGUAGAGUCAAAGUCUCAAGUGAAACGGCGAAGCAAACGUCGUUGUACGAAAAAUAGGCUGAGUAUAAAAGAGGAACAGCUUAUGGAUGAGUUGGAAAAGUUCGAAGAAUGGGAAAGAAUGCCAUUGAGUGAGAUAAAGAAAUUAAUGGAUUUACGUGUAAAACUGAUACACAAGGUGCCACCGCAACACAAAAUAGAGCUUUCGGGAUCUCACGCGCCAACGAGGAUAGAGAAAAUAUUAUUUCUCAAACAUGGACCAAUUCGAAAGGGCUUGUACACACCCACAGAGGACGAGAAUAUCAGGAAAAACUGGGAGAUGUUUUGCAAGCUCCAUGACUGGAACAGAAAGAAAACCCAGCCAUUUCUUCAUUGGAGACACGAUGGAAGAUAUUACAUACAGGACGUGGAGGAAAGACAGAAGUUCGUUCAAUUUUUGGCAAAUAAAUUACCUUGGCGAACUCUCUACAGCGUUUAUUCCAGAUUUAAAGUAUUAUAUCGCAAUAAAAUCACUUAUUCUCGUUAUACUCCCAAAGAGGAUAAGAAAAUUUUAAUGUACAUACAUAAUGAACGUUUGGAUAAACGUGAUAAUAAAUACACUGAAUUAGGGAAGCUACUAAAACGAACAAGUCGGUCGGUUUUUAAACGAUAUCGGUUUCUCAAAAAUCGACUUCAGGAUAAUUCGGAAAGAACACCGUUAACUGACGUUAAAUGGACCUUACCACUAAUAAAAAAAUAUAUAAAAACUUUACUCAGUUUAACCUUAAGUGACGAUAUAAGAGAACUUAAAGGCGCCAUACUUCCCAAACCAGUGUGGCAGAAAAUGGAAGAAAAACUAAAUAUACAUCAUAAUGUCUUGAGAACUUUCUGGCAACAUCAGUUGCAUCUGCAGUUGUUCAGUACAGAACCUAUUUAUUUAAACGAUAUCAAGAUACAAUUAAUUGAAUAUAUGUAUGCAAAAGGAAUAUCUAAUACUCGUGAAAUUAUAUGGCCCAAUGUUGCAAAACAUUUUGAUGGAGCAACUGCAGUAUUCCUUUGCAAGGUUCUUUUUUAUCUUGUUCAAGAAUGCAACAUGAGCAACGUAGAUAAUUUUGCUGCUGUUGUACGACACUUAUAUCGUACUAAAAUCCCGGAAAUUCGAAAGGCCCCAACCGAUAAGUUCUUGCCUAAAAUUAUUUAUAAAUAUGGGAAAAUUUCUUUAGUAAAUAAAAAUUCCAGCAAAACGAUUCUAGCUGACACUGAUCAGCAAGAAAGCGAUCAUACCGAUUCUACUUAUUCCGACAGUUGACCAUCUUUUCAGAUUUAAGUUACAGUAUAUUAUUAUAUUUUUGUAAGUUUAAAUUACGUGUUAUUUUAACAUAUACUUAAAAUUGACAUAA
Molecule: messenger RNA, 2378 nt
Organism: Vollenhovia emeryi
Lineage: Eukaryota; Metazoa; Arthropoda; Insecta; Hymenoptera; Formicidae
Exons: 7
Coding region: 491-2287 (598 amino acids)
Biological process (GO): regulation of transcription by RNA polymerase II
Cellular component (GO): nucleus
Molecular function (GO): RNA polymerase II cis-regulatory region sequence-specific DNA binding; DNA-binding transcription factor activity, RNA polymerase II-specific
Source: RefSeq, a predicted model, not a curated record